UGGGAGGACUGGCUCCAGAGGAGUGGGGCGGUCCCUGUGGGGUGUAAGUGGAUUCUGUUACCACUCAGCCUGGCUCAUUGAAGAAUGCUGAAGAAGACUUCCACCGCAUCCUCCAGGCAGUGCUCCCCCUUCCUCCAACCCAACUCCAGCUCCUGGUCCUGUCAAACUUCUACAAUGCAGCCAGCUGCCCCCUGAUGCCUCCUCCAUCCAUGGGACCGGGACACUGCCACACCUACAGGAUUGCAACUUGGGACUCACCUGGGAUUGCUGUCGCUCCCCUUUGCAGGAUUCCCACCCGCUGCUGAGCACACUUGGAUAGGAAGCUGCACAUUAUCCCAUGUAGGACAGAGAGGCAGAGGACUGGAAGAGGAACACUCCUGGGGGAGAUGACAUGAGCGAUCCGCUGGAGUUUGCAGCAUCCCUUUAAUCAGCUCCAAUUCUAUCAGCUAUGGACUGUUCCUUUCUCAAAGAGACUCUGGAGGAGAAAACACACCACUGCUGCAUAUUGCUAAUUGUUCUUUCAAUUAGAAUGGGUCCAGGUUCUGCAUCAACGGUAAACUAUGCCGAUCCGACGCUAAUGCCCCUAGCCAAUGAGGAGUCUAUAGCAAGACAAAGAAUUAUCAAUUCUCAAUUCAAAUGUUACGAGAAAAUGAAAAGGGACGCGCCGUAUUCAAAGCCAGGGCUGUAUUGUAAUCGCACCUGGGAUGGAUGGCUCUGCUGGGAUGAUACCCCCGCAGCACAGAACAUUACGCAGAACUGCCCUGACUAUUUCCCAGAUUUUGAUGUUACAGAAAAGGCAUCCAAAUAUUGUGACGAGACGGGAAACUGGUUUAGACAUCCUGAAAGCAAUCGGACGUGGUCCAACUACACCCAGUGCAUUACCUUUACUGAUGAGAAACUAAAGAAUGCGUACAUCCUCUACUACAUGGCAAUAGUCGGACAUGCCCUGUCAAUCGUUUCAUUGUUAAUUUCCCUUGGAAUUUUCUUCUACUUCAAGAGCCUCAGCUGUCAGAGGAUAACACUGCAUAAAAAUCUGUUCUUCUCCUACGUGCUGAACUCUCUGUUUACAAUCAUUCAUCUUACGGCCGUCGUACCUGAUCUGAACCUGGUGAAGAGAGACCCUGUGAGCUGCAAGGUGCUGCAGUUCUUUCACCAGUAUAUGCUGGGCUGUAACUAUUUCUGGAUGCUGUGCGAAGGGAUUUACCUGCACACUCUCAUUGUGGUGGCAGUGUUUGCUGAAGAACAGCAUUUACAUUGGUAUUAUCUUCUGGGCUGGGGGUUUCCAUUAGUGCCUACAUCAAUUCAUGCUUUUGCAAGAACAAAAUACUUUAAUGACAACUGUUGGAUGAGCGUGGAGACACACUUGUUGUAUAUCGUUCAUGGACCAAUCAUGGCCGCAUUGCUGGUCAACCUGUUCUUUCUUCUGAAUAUUGUACUAGUACUUGUGACGAAGUUACGGGACACCCACCGGGCAGAGUCCAACAUGUACAUGAAAGCAGUGAGAGCCACGUUAAUUCUGGUGCCACUGUUAGGCAUCCAGUUUGUCAUAUUUCCAUGGCGGCCGGAGAACCGACUGGCAGGAGAGAUCUAUGACUAUAUCAUGCACAUAUUGAUGCAUUAUCAGGGAUUACUCGUUGCUACAAUCUUCUGUUUCUUUAAUGGAGAGGUACAAGGGGCACUAAAGAGGCAGUGGAUGCAAUAUAAAACUCAGUGGGGACAAAGAAGAAGAGAACACUGUUCUAUGCGCUCUACCUCCUACACUGCAACAUCCAUAACGGAGGUCCCCAUUUAUCUCUACCCUCAUGAUUCCAACAGUGAACAAUUAAAUGGGAAAUACGGAGAAGACUCUGAAAUUACUGCACUUAAUUCUGGGGAUACAUACGCCUAAAACUUUACAAGACUAAGCAAGUUCUUUCAAACCAUGAGUUAUUUUCCUCAAUGGAAAUAAAGCCUUCAACAUGAGUGUCGACAUGGAGACUUACUGUUGAGAUCAGCUACAUGAGGAGUAAUCUGGAGCUAACCAGGACUAGGCUGUGGUCUGUGGGCACAAGUCCUGCUUUAUGAGACUUUGUAGAGGGACCAGUUUAUCUGACAUGCUGGGCAAAUCCAGGGAAUGUGAAAGCUACUAUAACGUGGCCAUCAAGAGACUCAAUUGUGGAGAAACAUUUUCCUUAAUUGUAGUAGGUGAACAUGUCUUCUGAAGUCAAAGCCGUAAAAUGGAGAAACAAUAUAUCAUGUUCUGCUAACAGCAUACCCUUUCAUCUUUGUAUACAACUGACUUUUGGUUACAAAUUACUAUCUGUGAAAAUCAAUCAAAUAAAUUUGCUAGUUCCUAUAG
Messenger RNA from Pseudophryne corroboree (corroboree frog), 2338 nucleotides. RefSeq names its product calcitonin receptor (gene CALCR). Gene Ontology annotation, biological process: adenylate cyclase-activating G protein-coupled receptor signaling pathway; cell surface receptor signaling pathway; positive regulation of cytosolic calcium ion concentration. Bases 449 to 1888 code for a protein of 479 amino acids. NCBI's taxonomy places the organism in Eukaryota, Metazoa, Chordata, Amphibia, Anura, Myobatrachidae. The transcript has 13 exons. Gene Ontology annotation, cellular component: axon; plasma membrane. The record is from RefSeq and is a predicted model, not a curated record. Gene Ontology annotation, molecular function: calcitonin receptor activity; amylin receptor activity.